AGAGCGUGAGAGGAGGGAGAUGGAGAGAGAGAGAGAGAGAGAGAGAGAGAAAUUAUUGGAAACGUUGUAAAAUCCAAGUACCGUUAAAUUAAUACGAUAAUCUGACGCGUGGAUAUGAAUAUAUCACACGCUUGCAUCAUUGAAAUAACCAGAGUAUAAAUGCAAUCAUGCAGUUUAUAAGAUAUCGGUAUUACCAAGUAUAUUUACCAACAUAGCAAAGAACAUUUUAUCAAAUAAGAUCUUAUUGUUUCUAGAAUCUUUCUCACUCUAUAUAAAUUAAACAGUGGAUAAGGAUGUUCAUCCUUAUAACAUGGUUCUUUUUUUUACAUCAAAUCCUGGCGGAACAAGUUAUGGUAGAAGAAUGGUUUGUAAAUUUAACCAGUUCUAUCACAUUAACAAUGGAAGAAACAAAGACUAUUCCAUUCUCUGUUUUUAUCGUUUCAACAAAUCCAGAAAGCUUCAAUUUUGAUUAUAUAAGCGCAUCGACCAAUAUUGCAACGGUUAAUGGCGUUAUUACUCAAAAUAACAGCCAUCAUUUCGAUGGAAUACUUAACAUCACUGGUAUCUUCUUGGGUACUACAAAAAUUAAAUUAUAUCUUAUAAAAGAUAAGAACAUAGAAGACAGCAAAGAUAUUCUUUCUGUAACGGUAGUACGUUAUCAGCGAACAAUAGACAAGAUAUUUACUGCGAGCGUUGCGAUACUUGUAUCUAUUCUCUAUAUUAAUUUUGGCUGUGCUAUGGAUUGGGAACUAUGUAGAAAAACAUUAAAGAAACCUAUUGGUCCUGCUAUAGGAUGCUUUUGUCAAUUCUUCUUUAUGCCUUUGUUGAGUUAUGGUAUCGGAUAUUGUUUAUUUCCUGAACAGCCUGAACUACAAUUAGGCAUGUUUUUCACAGGGAUAAGUCCAAGCGGUGGAGCAUCAAAUAUUUGGACCAUAUUAUUGGAUGGAAAUUUGAAUCUUUCUGUCACUAUGACUACAAUAUGCACUAUACUUGCUUUUGGGUUUAUGCCAUUUUGGGUAUUUACCUUAGGCAAACAUAUUUUUGAACGUGGAGAACUUGCCAUACCUUACGAUCGUAUCGCAAUGUUUGCAGUUGGUCUUAUAAUCCCUUUAUUAAUAGGAUUUCUUAUACAAAAGAAAUUACCAAAACUGUGCAAGUUAAUGAUACGAAUAAUGAAACCAUUUUCAGCAAUUCUUAUAAUAUUUAUCGUUGUAUUUGCUAUCCUUACCAAUCUAUAUUUAUUCAAAUUAUUUUCGUGGAAGAUAGUAUUAGCAGGCAUGGGUUUGCCAUGGUUGGGAUUUAUUUUUGGUAUGUUGGUAUCUUUAAUCUUUAAACAAUCUCGGCCAGAUAUUAUAGCAAUAGCAAUUGAAACAGGAAUACAAAAUACAGGCGUCGCUAUUUUUUUACUUAGAUUUACUUUAAAACCACCUGCCGAUGAUUUAACCACAGUUGUACCAGUGUCAUCCGCCAUAAUGACCCCGAUACCAUUAAUAAUUUUAUAUAUAGUAAAAGUAAUAUUUAAUUAUAAACGUAGGCAACAAAAGGUUACAAACGCUUCUGAAUCUUUAGAGAAUUCUGAAUGUUGCGCAGAGCCUAUUACCACUGCCCUACAAACCAAUUUGCAUUAAAACUAAUAUAAUGCGCUAAUAGCAAUAAAUAUAAUCUUCAUUCACAGAAACGCAAUUCAAGAUUAUGAUAAUUGCAAUAUUUUUUAUAAAAGAAAUUAUUAUAUGAUAUUAGAUAAAUCUGUAAGAUUCUUUAUCUGUUUCUUAUUAAGUUGUUAUAAAGGUAUUAUA
Vespula pensylvanica (western yellowjacket) is the source of this 1796-nucleotide messenger RNA. RefSeq names its product ileal sodium/bile acid cotransporter-like. Gene Ontology annotation, cellular component: membrane. The transcript has 7 exons. Bases 294 to 1628 code for a protein of 444 amino acids. Lineage: Eukaryota; Metazoa; Arthropoda; Insecta; Hymenoptera; Vespidae. The record is from RefSeq and is a predicted model, not a curated record.